Stomoxys calcitrans (stable fly) is the source of this 360-nucleotide messenger RNA. It is a transcript of the gene ox, whose product is annotated as cytochrome b-c1 complex subunit 9. Gene Ontology annotation, biological process: mitochondrial electron transport, ubiquinol to cytochrome c. The record is from RefSeq and is a predicted model, not a curated record. The transcript has 2 exons. NCBI's taxonomy places the organism in Eukaryota, Metazoa, Arthropoda, Insecta, Diptera, Muscidae. The coding region runs from base 97 to 264 and encodes 55 amino acids.
CAUUAGUUAAUUUUUACUGUGGCGAAGCACAUACGCAGGAAAUUCUUUUCGAGCAAUUUCAGUUUUGUGUACGAUUAAAAAGUUAAUAUAAUCAAGAUGAAGGUUAUCUACAAUACAUUGUUGAAAAGGACCUCCACUUUCGCUGUGAUCGCUUUGGCAUCCACCUUCUUCUUCGAGCGUUCGCUUGAUGUGGCUUCCGAAAGUCUGUUCCAAUCAGUCAAUAAAGGCAAAUUGUGGAACGACAUCAAGCACAAGUACGAAUAAAUUGUAUAGAAAAACUGCUAAGCUCCAAAAAUUUAUUAUACGAAAACUUCGAUUCGUCAUGAAUAAAUUUUAAAAAUUUAUUAAAAAUUAACAAAA